Molecule: messenger RNA, 1050 nt
Organism: Rotaria sp. Silwood1
Lineage: Eukaryota; Metazoa; Rotifera; Eurotatoria; Philodinida; Philodinidae
Source: the annotation of a GenBank genome assembly
AUGGGAAAAUUUUUGUCUAUAUUUGCUUUAAUUGAUGAUCAAUUAGUUGAAAUAGAAGCUUUAGAACAAAAACGAAUAACAUUAGAACAUUUGUUUAUAUUUGCUGAAACAUGGAAACUAGCAUUUCAACGGCAAAAUGGUCAGCAGAUGAAUAGCAAAAAUUUAGCAAGAAGAAUUCAUGAACUUGCAUUAAAAACGAAUAUUUCUGUAUUAGACCCAUGUUUUCAAGUUUGGUCUUCAAUUGCUGAUAAUUAUGUAAGAUUUGGUGCAGAUGAAACAUGGUGUAAUAGAAUGUCCAAUGCAAUCAAAGAAUGGAUUGAAUUAGGUAUUAGAGAAGUAAUAGGAAAACGACGUAUGAAACAAUCAUCGUCUUUGACAGAAUUACGAACACAAAUUCCUGUUACUCUCACUUCAUAUGAUCAUCCAUCUCUUCGUCAAGGAACAAAGGAAAAGACUGUGACUGUUGAUAUGAGUGGUAUGUCUCUCUUAGAAGUUCUCUUACGACAGAGAAUAGCUACUAUUGGAAUACCGAUGAUGUCACUCUUGUUAGAACAAUCAUGUGGUCUCAAUUUAUCAUCAAUCGAUCCAUUAUUACGCCCUGCUAUAAAUAUAGCAGCCAUCAUGCCUUCAUUAGUCAAUGAAUUAGUUGGAAUGGGAAGAGAUUUAAGAGGAGAACCAAAUUUUUCAUUAAUUUAUCGGCAAAUGUUUAAUUGUUCAUUGCAACAAAGUAUUUAUUUUACCUUAACUUUACAUGAUUUAGCUAUGAAAACAUUUGAUCAAAAUAUCCAAAAGAUAUUGCAAUCUUUGAAAUCUCCUUCUUUACAACAUCAUGUCUCAAUUUAUAUGCAAUAUCUACGACUACUAAUUCGUGGUUUUGCCCAAUGGCAUCAUUAUUCAGAUCGAUUCAAAAAUCUUAUUGCAUUAGAUGAAACACAUAAACAAAUAUUAAUAUUUUCGAUUGCUGAUGGUCUAAAUCAACGUUAUGAUGCUCUUCAGGAUGCAUUAUUACAAUAUCAAUCGCAUAAAGUAAUACAUGAAAGUCUUUACUAA